This is a messenger RNA of Phyllostomus hastatus (greater spear-nosed bat), 526 nucleotides long. RefSeq names its product apolipoprotein C4 (gene APOC4). The record is from RefSeq and is a predicted model, not a curated record. The transcript has 3 exons. Gene Ontology annotation, biological process: triglyceride homeostasis; positive regulation of triglyceride storage. Gene Ontology annotation, cellular component: high-density lipoprotein particle; very-low-density lipoprotein particle. NCBI's taxonomy places the organism in Eukaryota, Metazoa, Chordata, Mammalia, Chiroptera, Phyllostomidae. Bases 97 to 486 code for a protein of 129 amino acids.
UGGGGAGGUGGCUGGGGGAGGGCUCUGCUGAGUGCAGCCGCCCCCACCUGUCCCCCAGCCCAGAGAGCUGAGCACAGAGAGACAGAACCCCCAGAAAUGCCGCUCCCUGGGUGCAGGCCCCGGGCCCUGCCCUCCCUUUGCUUCUGCCUCUGCGCUGUGCUCCUGGCCUGUGUUGUGGAAUGCCAGGAAGAACUGCCUACGAGUUCCCCGAGUGCCCCUCCAGGGCUGGUAAGUAGAUCCUGGAACGCGGUGCUGGGCAAGGUGAAGGGGAUGAUGGAGCCACUGGUGACAAAGACCAGAGAGACGUGGCAGUGGUUCCGCGUCCCCACAGCCGUCCAGGGCUUUGCACAGACCUACUACGAGGACCACCUGCAGGACCUGGGUCCCCGUACCCAGGCCUGGCUCCGCAGCUCCAAGGACAGCCUCCUGAACAAGGCCCACAGCUUGUGUCCCCAGUUUCUCUGUGGGGAGGGGGACCAGGAUUAAAGUGUUCACAGCCACCACAAUAAAGAAAUUCUUGUCAGCG